CGCUCCGGUAUUCUUAGUAUAAGGAGUGUUCAAAUAGGCCUGCGUACGUCUACGUAUUAAUUACAUUACCAUAACGAUAGACCCAGUGUCAAGUACGCGUGCCUACUACCAUAUUACGAUGUAGGAACCGCUGUCAAUGCGACAGGCUCAUUUCCUAUUCCGCGUUUUACUGAAGACAGCCGACUGUCUCUUGAAAUACAAAGGCUUGUAUUGUGGUAUUAUCGUAUGAAGUACUUACUAUCAUCCCGUUUAGGUAUUUUGCGGAACUUAUAUAUACGCUUGUAAAAUAAUACUCUUCUUACGUACUUAUGUGUAAGUAAAUAGAGUUUUUGAUGAAGUCUUAUUAAGUGUAUUACAAACUUUGCAAAAAUGUUUGACCCUGUAGCAUCUACUGCUAUUAAGGAUUCAUUUAUUUAUAAAUCUGCUGCACUGUAUCCGGUUUCUUUAAAGUCUAAUUCAAAUCUAUUCUGUUUUUCUACUGGAUUAUCUCACCUAAGUAGGUGCUUUACCUUUCUUAUAUUGUGUGCCUUUUAUUGUGUGUUGUAAACUUGCACUUUGCACUUGUGUGUUGUAAAACGUGCAAUCCAUCUUGUACUGUAAUAAACCAUCCGACGAUUUCUUUUUAAUUUAAUAUUUUUUGCUAAUAUAAAAUAGACGAGAGAAACUCAACUAGGUUACCUAAUUGCAAUAUCCUGAUUCCACCACCGUUCACAGGAAAAAGGGCCAAGUGCGAGUUCGUAGCGCCCUCUUUAUAUUAAAAAAAAAAGUUUCAGUGGUGCUAAACCUAUUCAAGUGCAAUAAUUGACCUAUAUAUUUGUACCUAUACAUUCUUACUUACUAUUUAUUUACAAGACAGUGUCCCAUGAUUUUGGACUGAAUUUUCUGUAUGGGUGUUGUAGUUACAUACUUGCCACAUUUUCUAGUGAAUUUUACCUGGAGUAGUAAGUACUAACUGGUUCUUAGUCCAGUUCGAGUAUUUCAAACCUAAACAAGAACAAAGUUCUCGAGUGGUUUAUUCUUAGCUCUGCUGUACCCUAAAAGCAAACCGGAAACAGGCAGAAAUGUCUAUAUCUAGACCACUUCCGUUAGGUAACAAAUUGGCAGUAACUCGAACUUAUUAUAAAGGCAGGACCUUAAUAAUAAGUCAUAUGUAAAAAAAAACAUAGGCUAUUUAUUAAUAAAAUAUACUAUAACUAAAAAGUGCCUCUUUUUGAAUCUUCUAGACAUACAAAACUACGUAAAUAUGUACUUAGCUAUCAAGAAAUCGAUUAGUUGCGCGCGCAGACUUUAUUCGGUGUUACAGUUUUACCAAGUUAAGCGAACACCGUCAGCUGGUUAUAACACCACCAGGUAGAUAUUUUUCUAGUAUUGCCCUUGAUUAUAACAUGUGAGGAUUAAAUUAUUUAUUAAAAUGUCCCUAUGAGGCGUCGCAGUAUUUAGUAGCAGGAAAACAGUGCUUUUUAGUGUCCUUUCUCUGAAACUUACAGAGUUCUUAAUAUAGUUCAGUAGGUAGGUUUUAUUUUUGUAACUAGAUCAAUUCCGAGUAGUGUUCAACGUUUAAAACUUAACAUUGUAAACUAGUUUUAGAUUCUAUUGUUUUAGCCAUCAUGCCGGGGGCCAGGCAUAAGAUCCUGGGGCAUGUCCUAUCAGGAUUCUGCCACAAAAUGAAUCGUCGUAAGCCCAUAUACGGGGACUCCUUGGACACUCCACUGAACCGGUGUCUCACCACACUAGACAUUACACUACUCGGCGUUGGUCAUAUGGUAGGAGCUGGUAUUUACGUACUGACUGGAACCGUGGCUCGCCACCUGGCGGGUCCAGCAACAGCUCUCAGUUUUCUACUUGCUGGAAUAACUUCUACCCUAGCUGCGCUAUGCUAUGCUGAAUUCGGCACUAGGAUUCCAAGAGCUGGCAGCGCGUACGCAUACACUUAUGUCAGCAUCGGUGAAUUCUGGGCCUUUAUAAUCGGUUGGAAUAUCGUAUUAGAAUAUAUGAUAGGUGCGGCAUCAGUGGCGAGAGCUUGGUCGGGGUACCUAGACGCAAUGUUGGAUGGCGCAAUAAGCAACGCUACUAUUUCCAUAACCGGGGAGAUGCACGAAACUCUAUUGAGUAGAUAUCCAGACGUCUUAGCAUUUUUAAUAUGCAUUGUAGCAUCGCUAAUCCUCGCUGUGGGGGUUAAAACUUCCGCCUAUAUAAAUAAUGGCCUUACAAUUUUAAAUCUUUUGGUUAUAUCUCUUGUCAUAUUUCUUGGAUUCUAUUACGCUGACCUGGGUAACUGGUCUGCGAAGAAUGGCGGUUUUAUGCCGUAUGGCGUUAGUGGGGUCUUAGCGGGCGCCGCUACAUGCUUCUACGCUUUCGUGGGUUUCGAUAGUAUAUCAGCAUCGAGUGAGGAAGCCAAAGAUCCGUCGCGCUCGAUUCCUAUCGCCACAAUUCUUUCUAUGGCACUUGUUGCGUUUGGAUAUAUUCUGGUUGCUCUAGCUUUGACUUUGAUGGUCCCUUACCAGAGUAUCAAUCCUGAUGCUGCUUUGCCAGCGGCUCUUGGAGCCGUUCAUGCAGACUGGGCUAAGUACGCUGUGGCUGUCGGCGCGGUGUGUGGGAUGACCACUACACUGUUGGGCUCAUUAUUUUCGUUACCACGAUGUUUGUAUGCAAUGUCUGCUGACGGUCUUCUCUUUGGUUUUUUGAGCGAUAUCAGCAACAAAUCCCAAAUUCCAAUUAUCAAUCUUAUCAUAUCUGGAUUCUCAUCAGCUUUGAUCGCACUUCUGUUUGAUCUGGAAAAGCUUGUUGAGUUCAUGUCCAUAGGAACUCUGUUGGCAUACACUAUUGUUAGUGCUGCAGUUAUUAUUCUGAGGUAUAGGCCGGUGCCCCCCAUGGAUGAAAAGAAUAGUUUCGGUGUUCCUCAGCUGGAAUCUCCUGGAGACCGCGAAGAUAGCUCUGCGACCGGCACUCCGGCUACUGAUUGUGGUUCAUCUUCUUCUGAGAUGUUCGAGGCUUUAACAGUUGGCCGCUUGCGAGCUCAGUACGCCUGGUUGGAGCCACUGGCUGGUGGCAGGGCUCCAGGGGCUGCCGUUACCAGCUGUGUAUACACGUUCACAGCAGCGGCGGCUGCGCUGUGCGCCCACAAUCAUUUCUUAGCUGAACCCGCAGGCCUAUGGGCCUUGCUACCGGACUUUAUCCUCAGUUUCAUCAUUGUUGCCUGUCUUGUGAUCAUCUGGGCUCACCAGCAAAGUCCCACGCGGCUUCCGUUCCGAGUACCGUGGGUGCCACUUCUCCCAGCCGCUAGCGUCUUGCUAAAUGUGGAGCUUAUGAUCAACCUUAAUGCACUUACUUGGGCACGAUUCGCUAUUUGGAUGACUUUCGGCUUACUCCUAUACUUCCUGUACGGUAUCCACCACAGCAAGUUAGGCGAGGGUGUCACUGGCCUCCUAUCUCGUUCCGCCAGUGGGGGAGGUCACAGCGGCGGGUGGGGAGCCGUCGAGAAGACCAGCGCCAUUGCUCGACGCGUGGGUCGGUUCGCCCGUGGCAGUAAGGGCGAUGACCGCAAACCAAUCAUCAGUGACGACGAACUUUCAAGACGCGAACCGUGAUUUUAAAUCGCUAUGUAUUUAUAAUUUAAUUUUAAUUUUUGUCUAUAAUUUUAGCUUGUUAAAAAUCAUUUGAAGAAUGUAUUUGUAUAAGUGGAGCUCUUCACUGUGAUCAUAAUGGCGCGAAUUCGGAUAUCUGAGUGUUGGGCUUAAUUCACACUGACGCGGAAUGAGGCGUAAGUUUUGUAUAUUGAACUUUAUAGACAUCUUUUACGAAAAUAAUGAACGCUCGUUUUCUAUCUAGGUAAUUAAGAAGAAUAUUUCCACGGCAGUGUGAACUGAGCUUUUUGGUUGCAAAACUAUAUCGUUAUUACGCUUUUAAAUAGGGCUUCAUAAGUGUUUAUAUAGGUCUUAACUGGCAAAUAGCGAGGGUAUAUUUAGAAAAUAUUUACCUUUUAUGUAAUACAGUAUAUAAGCCAAAGUCUAUGAUAUUCCAUUGUAAAGGGUUAGACGCACGAUUUCGAGUGAUUUUUAUUAUAUGAACUUAUUUUUGAAUUACUAAUUAGACACAAGAAAAAAGAAAUAUUUACUCCAGACAAAAUAGAUAUAUAGGAACCAUACGAUUUGACGCUUCAAAAUAUAUACCUACUUGCAAGUAUGUAGCUGCAGUUAUUAAAAAAACAUUGUAAUUAAUAAAUAGGGUCCCUUACAUAAUAGGGCAAAUAGCUUACAAUUAGAAUCUCGUAUCUUUUACGUACUUCCUGAAUGAAUAUACCAAUGUAAUCGUGAUAGAACAAGGUAAUAGAAUAUAGGUUAAUUUGCUCUGAAAAUUUUCAAAACUAUGGAGACUUCCUUCAUUAUUUUGUAACAAAUAUUUUUUUUUAAGUAAUUAUAAACUGUCUUUAUAUCUUCAUGCUUUAUAGGGCUCAAUGUUAAAAAAAAGAAAACAAAUAUUUAAAUGCAUUUUAUUGUCAAACAAAAUUCAUUUCAUAGUGCCAUAUUGAUGUCAAGUAUAACAGGGUCAAUUAAUGUUAAAAGCAAAAAAUGCUGCAAAAACUCAUUAAAAUGAGAUUUGCAAUAACACCAAAACAUAGCUUUUUUACUUGUUUGAAUGGCUGGAAUCUAAGUGUGGAGCAUUGAAUGCGAAUUACAAACAUUGGUUUAUUUAUAUUUAUAUUGAAACUAUGAGGAAAUAAGACAGAGGUAAUCAUUGUUAUGUUUUAAAACCAUUUACUGUUACACAAGGAAAAUGCUUCAUGGUAAUAUUGUUGAUGUAUGCACAAAUUGUUACUAGUAAAAUACAUCCUGUUGUCUCACUAAAAGAGAAAAAUAGUUACUUCCAAAGUGUUAAUUUUUACUAUUUAUUUAAGGUUUAAACGUUAGAUUAUUGCAUGUUAUUGCUUUACACAAAUGUACUAUUAUAUAAUUACGUAAUAAUUCCACCUUCCCGUAUUAGUGUUAGGAUAAUUUGCGCAAAAAAUUAUAAAAAAAACGAACUAUUACAUCGUUGUUAAAAGAUUGUAUAUUUUAAAUGUUGAUGUGUACAUAAAGAAAUAUAAUAAUAAGUACGUCA
Trichoplusia ni (cabbage looper) is the source of this 5097-nucleotide messenger RNA. Its product is annotated as cationic amino acid transporter 4. The transcript has 6 exons. Gene Ontology annotation, molecular function: amino acid transmembrane transporter activity. Gene Ontology annotation, biological process: amino acid transport; transmembrane transport. Bases 1608 to 3587 code for a protein of 659 amino acids. The record is from RefSeq and is a predicted model, not a curated record. Lineage: Eukaryota; Metazoa; Arthropoda; Insecta; Lepidoptera; Noctuidae. Gene Ontology annotation, cellular component: plasma membrane.